Messenger RNA from Drosophila persimilis, 644 nucleotides. RefSeq names its product dynactin subunit 6 (gene DCTN6-p27). Gene Ontology annotation, biological process: mitotic spindle organization. Lineage: Eukaryota; Metazoa; Arthropoda; Insecta; Diptera; Drosophilidae. The coding region runs from base 17 to 574 and encodes 185 amino acids. Gene Ontology annotation, molecular function: dynein complex binding. The record is from RefSeq and is a predicted model, not a curated record. Gene Ontology annotation, cellular component: dynactin complex. The transcript is spliced from 2 exons.
AAACACAACGCGAAAAAUGCCCUCUGAAAACAGCAUUAAGGUAAUGCCCAAGGCAGUGGUUUGCGAGGAGAGCAACCUCCGCGGUGACAUCACCUUCUCCGCUGGCUGCGUUGUACACCCCAGUGCAACGGUCUUCGCAGAGGCUGGGCCCAUCAUCAUUGGGGAGAACUGCAUUCUGGAGGAGUACACCACCAUCGCCCACCGGCUGCAGGUUGGGGCCAGAUGGGAUGCCAACAACAUCCUCAGUAUUGGAACACACAACGUCUUUGAGGUGGGCUGCACGGUGGAGGCGACCCGCAUCGGGGAUAAGAACGUGUUCGAGAGCAAGUGCUAUGUGGGCCCGGGCGUUACCGUGCCAAGCGGCUGCGUGAUUGGGGCCGGCAUACGGAUGCACACGGCCCAGCUGCUGCCGGAAAACACCAUCGUGUAUGGUCAGCAGGCACUGCAGCGCGAGGCGAUCGAGAAGCAGGGCUCCCAGACGCUGCAAAUCGACUUCCUCCGCAAGGUCCUGCCUAAUUACCAUCACCUGCGGAAGCCCAAUCACGACCCAAAAAAGGCGCGCAGCGUCGUUUAGAAAUCACUUAUGUACUUUCUUGUCCCACUCUGGCAUUCAUAGCAUUAAAGUUAUCCAUCUCCUUCCCAAA